GGGUGUGGGGGUGACUCAGGCAGGGCAUGUGGGUGGGCGGGCGCUGCAGCUAUGGCUGGUGGGUGUGGCCUGCUUGGCGCCUAGGGCAGGUGGCCCAGCCAGUUCUGCCUCCGACGCCUCAUUUCAGCCAUCUCCCUGCCUAUGAUGAGAGCCUCCCGCCGCCUCAGCCAUAGUCCCUCUGGGGGUCCUUGGGCCUGGGACAUGCGGUGAUCUCAGAGCAAGGGCAGCCACCACCACCCGGACCUUACCAGUCAUGAAUGUCCACACUAAGGAGAUGGUGCCCCUCAUGGGCAGAAGAGCUGCUGUGCCCAGUGGGAACCCUGCCAUCCUGCAGGAGAAGAGGUCAGCAGAGAUUACGCCAACCAAGAAGAGUGCACACUUCUUCCUGGAGAUAGAAGGGUUUGAUCCCAACCCCACAGUCUCCAAGACCUCUCCCCCCGUCUUCUCCAAGCCUAUGGACUCCAACAUCCGGCAGUGCCUCUCUGGCAACUGUGAUGACAUGGACUCUCCGCAGUCCCCUCAGGACGACGUGACAGAGACGCCGUCCAAUCCCAACAGUCCCAGUGCAAACCUGGCCAAGGAAGAGCAGAGGCGAAAAAAGAGGCGGCUGAAGAAGCGCAUCUUUGCAGCCGUGUCAGAGGGCAGCGUGGAGGAGCUGCUGGAGCUGCUGGUGGAGUUGCAGGAGCUUUGCAAGCGACGCCGUGGCCUGGAAGUGGCUGACUUCCUUAUGCACAAGCUGACGGCCUCUGACACGGGGAAGACCUGCCUGAUGAAGGCCUUGUUAAACAUCAACCCCAACACCAAGGAGAUCGUGCGGAUCCUGCUGGCUUUUGCUGAAGAGAACAACAUCCUGGACAGGUUCAUCAACGCUGCAUACACAGAGGAGGCCUACGAAGGGCAGACGGCACUGAACAUCGCCAUUGAGCGGCGGCAGGGAGACGUCACUGCGUUGCUCAUCGCUGCUGGCGCCGACGUCAACGCCCACGCCAGCGGGGUCUUCUUCAACCCCAAGUACCAGCACGAGGGCUUCUACUUUGGCGAGACACCGCUGGCCCUGGCAGCAUGUACCAACCAGCCCGAGAUUGUGCAGUUGCUGAUGGAGAACGAGCAGACAGACAUCACCUCGCAGGACUCGCGGGGAAAUAACAUCCUACACGCGCUGGUGACAGUGGCUGAGGACUUCAAGACGCAGAAUGACUUUGUGAAGCGCAUGUAUGACAUGAUCCUGCUGAGGAGUGGCACCUGGGAGCUGGAGACCAUGUGCAACAAUGAUGGCCUCACGCCGCUGCAGCUGGCUGCCAAGAUGGGCAAGGCCGAGAUCUUGAAGUACAUCCUCAGCCGUGAGAUCAAGGAGAAGCCACUCCGGAGCCUGUCCAGGAAGUUUACUGACUGGGCGUACGGGCCUGUGUCAUCCUCCCUCUAUGACCUCACCAACGUGGACACUACAACAGACAACUCAGUGCUGGAAAUCAUUGUCUACAACACCAACAUUGAUAACCGGCAUGAGAUGCUGACCCUGGAGCCCCUGCACACGCUGCUGCAUAUGAAGUGGAAGAAGUUUGCCAAGUACAUGUUCUUCUUGUCCUUCUGCUUCUAUUUCUUCUACAACAUCACCUUGACUCUUGUUUCCUACUACCGCCCCCGGGAGGAGGAGGCCCUCCCACACCCCUUGGCCCUGACGCACAAGAUGGGGUGGCUGCAGCUCUUGGGAAGGAUGUUCGUGCUCAUCUGGGCCACGUGCAUUUCUGUGAAAGAGGGCAUGGCGAUCUUCCUGCUGAGACCCUCAGAUCUGCAGUCCAUUCUCUCUGAUGCCUGGUUUCACUUUGUCUUUUUUGUCCAAGCUGUGCUUGUGAUACUGUCUGUCUUCUUGUACUUGUUUGCCUACAAAGAGUACCUCGCCUGCCUUGUGCUGGCCAUGGCCCUGGGCUGGGCCAACAUGCUCUACUACACGCGGGGAUUCCAGUCCAUGGGCAUGUACAGCGUCAUGAUCCAGAAGGUCAUUUUGCAUGAUGUUCUGAAGUUCUUGUUUGUAUAUAUUGUGUUCUUACUUGGAUUUGGAGUAGCCCUGGCUUCAUUGAUCGAGAAGUGUUCCAGUGACAACAAGGACUGUAGCUCCUAUGGCAGCUUCAGCGAUUCGGUGCUGGAACUCUUUAAGCUCACUAUAGGCCUGGGCGACCUGAACAUACAACAGAACUCCAAGUACCCCAUCCUCUUUCUGUUCCUGCUCAUCACCUACGUCAUCCUCACCUUCGUCCUCCUCCUCAACAUGCUCAUCGCCCUGAUGGGAGAGACCGUGGAGAACGUCUCCAAGGAGAGUGAGCGCAUCUGGCGUCUACAGCCUCAUUUAUGCCCCCAGAGAGCCAGGACGAUUCUGGAGUUUGAGAAAAUGCUACCAGAAUGGCUGAGAAGCAGGUUCCGGAUGGGAGAGCUGUGUAAGGUAGCGGAGGAAGAUUUCCGGCUGUGUCUGCGGAUCAAUGAGGUGAAGUGGACUGAAUGGAAAACGCAUGUCUCCUUCCUCAAUGAAGAUCCAGGGCCUGUAAGACGGACAGAUUUCAACAAAAUCCAAGAUUCUUCCAGGAGCAACAGCAAAACCACCCUGAACGCCUUUGAUGAAAUAGAUGAAUUUCCGGAAACUUCGGUGUAGGAGCAGAAUGCAGAGCUGGUGUGGGCGUGGGCUGUCUGAGGCUGCUGGCUGGCCCUGGACUUGGUGCUGAGGGCUUUGCAGAGUGGAGGAGCCUGGCUCUGUGUGCCUACAAGCAGAAAGCACCCUCACGCUGAGCGGCUGACUGAACUGAGAGAGGCUGCUGUCAGUCUGAGUGGGAAACACCCUGGAUUUCUUUUUUACUCAGCAAAGAGUUUGUGUAAAUCCAUGGUGGGCAGUCCUGAGCCUGGGAGUCCCUGAAAUCCAGGGUGAAGUCUCUGGGCUCACCAACUGGAGGUCAUCUUGGCUGGGAGAGAAGCAUGGCAGGGAAGGGACAGAGGCCUGAGGAGCAGAACUUCCUUCCUGCCAACAUCUCCUUGACGCCCCCCCGCCCCCCCCCCCUCCCCCGGCCCCAAUCCCGGCCCACACAUUCCACUGGCUCCCUUACUGUGACUGGGCUCCAGAAUUGAAGGGAUUCUUGAUCCCAUCCCAGCACAAACAGGGGACUGAACUCAGUGGGACAUCCUGGGGGAGGAGGGGACUGAGCUCUGGAAACGCCUUUUUGGACCCUUCAGGGAACAGGAAACUACUCUUGGAAUGAGAGCCUUGGCACGUCAAGGCUCGAACUGUCUCACACUGAGAGACACUUUUAGUAAUUAACACAGGGUUUUUAUUUUCAACAGAGAAAAGACAUUUCAGUUUUGAAAAUUACUUCAGAUGAAGUAUGUGGUUUUAAAAUAGAUUUUGGGAUUUGGGGCAGAUAUAAGUAUUAUAUACUUGGCCUCAGGGUGGCCAGAGCAGGGACAAAAGGCUUUUCUUCACACACACAAAAGUCCACAUGAGACAUGCCAGGCAGGGCCCGUGUGGGCUGCUGCGACCUGGGGGAAGAGUUGGCCCUUGUCCUUGUCCUGGCCCUGCAGUCACGCAUGCCUCCCAGCUGGGAUCGUGGCUUCAUCUGAAACAGAAAUAGCAGCUGUUCUGUUUAUACGGUCUUAAAUCUCAGAGGUUACUAUUAUACAACAGUAUUUCUCGUUGGAGGAAUUUAACAAAAUACCUGAAAUGCUCUGGCAUUUAAUAUUUUUGUUAACUGUGAAUUUUGAAGCUGAGGAGAAGGAGUGUGAGAAAGGAGUGUUUGCCAAGGCACAGGGCUUGUAUUUAGAGCCUCGUCCUCCAAUUUCCUCCCCCAGAAAUUACACACAGUCAGUCUGGGGCAGAGGUGCAGUGGAGACAGAAGACUUGUUCCCGAUCACUGGAGCCUAGACAGCCAGAAAAUCUACUUUGCCUUAUGUGUCUGGUAAAAGGAUUCAUGUGGGAAUCUUGGAGGGUGGACUUACAAUGAUAUUCAUCGUGAAUUUUUAAUUUUAAAGGGCAUAAAAAUAAAUUUGGCUUUUAGACAACUUAGCAGUUGGCUAGUGGAUCUGAGCUGAGGUAAACCGAGGAGUGCAGGCCGAGCAGUCCACUCUGGGUACGUUUCUCCACUUGGGGCUGCUCUGCGUGGCAACUACCCUGGGUGAGUGGACACUUGGCCUUUGUGUCCCUGAUAGGCCAGGGCUGAGAGAGGAGGUCGAGGGCGAGCCUGAGACCUGCAAAGUCUGCGGCAGCCCCUGUAUUCCCAGCAGAUGCCAACCAGGGCUCUAAGCUGUGCUCGGGUCAAGUUCCUGUGUGGGCAGGGGUAGCAGGCACUUGACAUGUCCUCUGGAAAGGGGAGACUGGGGGAGGAGGGUUGUCACGGACGUAGGUGGAGCACGUGUGUUCCAGAUGGGCAGAACCAGUGCCAAAGGUUGGAAAUUUCAAGGACAAAGAUUUUGGUUCCAUUCAUCCAGCACCUACUCCAGGUAUUUGAGAUGUUUACGCAGAACUUUUUAGAGAUGUUGUUAAAGAUCACGGUCAGAUGGACUUCGAGGUCCUUUUAGCCUGGAGAUCAGCAUCCUAUAUCUGGAGUUCCCUACUUGCAUACAUCCAGAACAGAUGCCCUGAUCUGAAGUACAGCCAUUUGGAUCCAUGGUGGCAUGGUCUGGUCAUUCCAAAAUUGUUUUUGUUUGGAUAUGAAUGGACAGAGCCACAUGGCUCUCCAUUCCCACUUGAACAAAACCUGGGAAGUGAGGCAAAUGGAAAUCAGUAAUGGGAUCUUGGUCUUCUCACACAUAUGGAGAGCUGUUUUCUGUGGGUCUGAAUGGAAUUUGUUGGCAGGACCAUUUUCUGUCCUGGAUAUUCAUCCCUUAAAAAGCUUUCAGCCUAGAUCAUCUGAGCCUCGGUAGGUUUACCAAAGCAAAAGGAAGCAAUGAGUCAGAGAUCAUUGAUUUAAAAAGAUCAUUUCCCCUAUUUUACACCUGGAAACUACACCCCGGAAAGGAAAGUGGAUUUGUUUAAAGCCAGGCAGGAAGUCAUACCAGAGCUGUUGGAGCUGGAGUUUCUGACUCCUGGUCUCUCCCAGCUCCGUUUUUUUUUUUUUUUUUUUUUUUUUUUAGCACAGUUAUUCAGCAAACUUGAGUCUGCCUUUGUGGUUGCCACAUAUGUUAUGUCAGGGAGGGCUAGGGCUUUUUGCUCAGAUGAUUCAUGACGGCAGUCUGCAUUGUCCCAAUGAUCCCUAUGACAGAUUUAAAACUCAAGUGUGCACAUAGGUGUGUCCAAACCACACACACACACACACACACACACACACACAAACACACCGUGCCACAUUGAAUCCAUGGGCAUAUAAGGACAUCUUAAAACUUCAUGAUUUACAUUUCAGUAGUUUAAGGGGUAGGCAUUUUCCAGGCAUGGAAUCUCCCAUGCUUGGAUAAUGGUUUUGGCUAGAAAUUUUCCUUGAGCUAAACUGCCUCAGGAGGAAUCUAUUAUUCUAGACAUCACGUGACAUAUCUGUUUGGAAUGAAAAUGGUGCUUACCUUCCUCUCUGGGUUGUAGCAGAAGGUAUGAGGUUGUACUGUGAAGUAAUUAAGCUCUUAGAAGGCCCCUGCCUGAGAGAGCCCAGUAUUAUUGAAGUUCCUUUCCUUCCUCAAAGCCUGGUGAACUGUGGCCUUUUGCUCUGGGCGGGGCCCAGGUCGAUGGGCCUUCAUCCGGGCCUGUAAGCCAUACUUGAUUUUUGCAUUGAUUUACAUGUUUAUACUGUGAUCUUGGUCCCAAACAUAGGAUUGUCACCUUGUUCUCACUGAAUGUGCCUGAUCCUUGUAAAUUUUAAUUCACAUACUUGAUUUUAGUGUUAUGUGUGUAACUCUGUGUUAAAUUAAGAAGUCAUAGAGAACAUUUUAGUGCCAAUGAAGAAAUGCUUUUACGAUUUCUAAUAAAUAUUUAUUUUGCCUUGUCA
Molecule: messenger RNA, 5948 nt
Organism: Felis catus (domestic cat)
Lineage: Eukaryota; Metazoa; Chordata; Mammalia; Carnivora; Felidae
Gene: TRPV3
Product: transient receptor potential cation channel subfamily V member 3
Exons: 18
Coding region: 254-2644 (796 amino acids)
Biological process (GO): calcium ion import across plasma membrane
Cellular component (GO): membrane
Molecular function (GO): protein binding; calcium channel activity
Source: RefSeq, a predicted model, not a curated record